UAGUUUAUCUGUAAUUUUUGUUUAUUUAUUUUUUUAUAUUUUUUAUAUGAAUGUUUAAAAAAAACUUUUCCUUUCUUUGGUAUAUUAAUAUAACCUAUAAUUAAAUAACGGAAAAUAGUUUUUGAUUUUCAGCUGUCAAUGUGAAUUGUAAACAAAAAAUGGCGAUGUGGCACUUGACAUCUGUACGCACGGUAAUCGUGGCAAUGUUUUAAACGCUCUCUAACCUCCAAAAGUUUCGCAGUCAGUAAAAAUACUUAUUCUUAUUAUUAAAGUAAAGAAAAAUGUAUUCAUGUAAUUAACUAUAUUUGUUCUUAAUAGAGAAAAUAGUCGUUUUAAGAAAAAUUCAUUUUGUUAUGAAUGUGCGUGAGUGUUAAAGAUGAGGAUAUUAUUAACGUCUUUUGGUGUCCUAAUAUUUUUAAACGUAUGGACUAUUUCAUCGGCAUGGAACAACGACGACCUGGAGGUCUUCGACGUUGUCGAGGAAGUCAAUCAAAAUUUUUACGAACUUAUGGGCAUACCGCAGAAUGCAAAUUCGUCGGAUAUUAAGAAAGCUUUCAGAAGAUUGUCAUUGCAAUUGCAUCCAGACAAAAAUUCUGCGGAAGAUGCGGAAAUAAAAUUUAGAAAUUUAGUCUCAGUUUAUGAUGUGUUGAGAGAUCCAGGUAAACGAGAGCGUUACGAUGAUGUUCUUAUUAAUGGAUUGCCAAAUUGGCGAUCCGCUGUCUAUUAUUAUCGUCAUGUACGAAAAAUGGGAUUACUCGAAAUGUCUAUAAUUUUAUUUAUCGUUAUAACAAUUGGCCAGUAUCUUGUGGCUUGGGCUGCUUAUUUUGAAAAAAGAUACACCUACGAACAAGUACUUGGCAGUAAAUUGCAAAAAAUGCAAAAAAAGAAUCGAAAAGGCAAAAUGGAUGUUCCCGAUCUUGCGGAAAUUUUAGAAAAAAUUCCAACACCAAGUAUGUGGAAUACACUUCCAUUUCAAUUACCAAAGUGGACUUAUGCUUCCAUUGUUGGUAUUCCAUCUACAAUUAGUAGUAUUUAUAUGUUAUUUGAAGAAAUGAAACGUCGGCGAAAAGAAGAGGAAGAAUUAUUAGCUCAAGAAAAUGAAGAACCGGAACCUGAACCAGUACCACGUGGUCCAAGAAGAAGAAGAGCCGUUUUUACACCUCAGGAGCGCAAUGAUAGUAUUAAUAAAAAAGAAGAGAAUAAAUCUGACAACAAUACGACAACAAAUCAUAUUCAUGAAAAACCAAAAACAACAGGUGGUUUAUGGACAGAUGAUGAUAUAUUAGAAUUAAUUAAACUUGUAAAAAAAUAUCCCGGCGGUACAACUAAUCGAUGGGAAAAAAUUGCAGAAAUGAUGAAUCGUUCAGUUCAUGAAGUCACAUAUAUGGCGAAAAAGGUAAAAGAUGAGGGAUUGAAACCCAGUCAAACAACAGAUGAAACUCCAUUAGAGGAGGAAACAAAAAAAGUUAAAACUCGCGUGGAAAGUACGGAAAAUCUUUCAGAAUGGACACAAGAGCAACAAAAAGCUUUAGAGGCUGCUUUGAUAAAAUAUCCAAAAAGUGGUGCAUCUGAUAGAUGGGAAAAAAUAGCCAGUUGUAUCCAAGGAAAGACGAAGGAAGAAUGUCAAGCAAGGUAUCGGCAACUAGUGGAAAUUGUCAAGAAAAAAGUACACACUCAAUAGAAGAUGGGACCCAAUAGAAAAAAUUAUCCUAUUUAUAUUCAGUAUGUUACCAAUUUUUUUUCUUUUUUUUACAAGCGUUAUAUUAUUUUUUUAAGCAUCUUCGUUUUUCUUUUUUUUUUUGUUAUUUACGUGUGUUUGAAAUUGAAUUUUCCAAAGAAGAGUUUUCUUCAUGGACAAACUAGUUCUCUUUUUUUUUGUAAUGUAGAAAUUUUAUUGCCUAAGAAAGGAAAUAUUAGUUUUAAUAUUAAAAUUUUAAGAUUUUACAAACAGGUUUUUUUUAUUUAUUAUAUUAUUUGUUAUCUUUAACGUACAGAUAUCAAUUCUAUUGAAUUGCAACUUAAAAUAGAGUUUAAAAUAAAUACAGGUUAAAAAAAUUUUUUUAUUUAGAAAAAUGUCAACAGGGAUGUAUUUAUUUAAUAAAUUUUAAAUAACAAAGAGGAAAAAAGACUGAAGAGGUAUGGCCUCUUAUUUUCAAAAAUCAAUUGUCCCAUAUAAAUCCAUAAAUUUUUUAAUAUUUCAUUAAUUGAAAAAUAACUAUGAAAGUAUAUUUAAAAAUUAUGUUAAAAUUUCCUCAUAAAGUUUGCUAAAUAAUUACGAUCGCUGUUUUUUUUUUAAAUAUUUUAGAAUUAGUAUUGUUUUAUUUACGAAUGUUUGCAUUUAUUUAUUUUCACGUAAUUUUUUUUGUCUUUUAUCAAAGCGCAAUAGUAUAAAAAAAAUUUAACUUUUUGACACAAAUGUAAAUAAUUAUUAAACGCCUCUUUUGUAAAUACAUAAUAUCAGUUAUGAA
Molecule: messenger RNA, 2468 nt
Organism: Leptopilina boulardi
Lineage: Eukaryota; Metazoa; Arthropoda; Insecta; Hymenoptera; Figitidae
Product: dnaJ homolog subfamily C member 1
Exons: 7
Coding region: 377-1681 (434 amino acids)
Cellular component (GO): endomembrane system
Source: RefSeq, a predicted model, not a curated record